Molecule: messenger RNA, 4228 nt
Organism: Phasianus colchicus (ring-necked pheasant)
Lineage: Eukaryota; Metazoa; Chordata; Aves; Galliformes; Phasianidae
Gene: POF1B
Product: POF1B actin binding protein
Biological process (GO): bicellular tight junction assembly; epithelial cell morphogenesis; actin filament organization
Cellular component (GO): bicellular tight junction; actin filament; adherens junction
Molecular function (GO): actin filament binding
Source: RefSeq, a predicted model, not a curated record
UGCGCCUCGAGCCGCCGCUCCCCGAGCGCGGCCCGCGCGGCCGGGAUGCUGGGGGGCCAGCAGCAGCUGCAGCCCCUUGCGCUGCCCCCGCACCUCCAGCAGCAGCAGCACCAGCACUACUACCGGCGCCAGCAGCACUACAGCACGCUGCCCACCCCCCGCCGGCCCUGCCCCGAGCCGCCGCCGUGCCCGGAGCCGCCGCCGUGCCCGGAGCCGCCGCCGUGCCGCGAGCCGCCCGCCCGCCCCGAGCCGCCGCUCCCGCCGCCCUGCUUCGAGCCGCCGGCCCCGCAGCGCCAGGAGGGCGGCCCGGCGUUCGACAGGGUGCGGACCUACGGCCCCGGCUGCCGACGGGCGGGCGCGUCCUGCUCGUCCCGCGCCGCCUCGCCGCUGGAGCGCUCGCACGGCCACCAGCAGCUCAGCGCCGGCUGCCAGCCGCCGCCGCAGGGCACUGUUCGAAGGAUUAUCAUAGAGAAUCCUGAGCAGGAGCCAUUAUCCCCAUUUCUUAGAGGGGGGAACUUCUGUCCUGGAAAUAAUGUCAUCUAUGAAAAGACAAUAAGAAAAUAUGAACUAUUAAAUCCCCACCAAGAGAAGCAGUACCAAUUUUCCCACCAGUGUCAGAUUCCACAGCUGUCUGAUCAGUGCUGUGCCAUCCAGCCCUGCCAGCAGCCUGAGCAGCCCCCAGUCACACAGCAGUGCCAGCAAACACAGACUGGCAGCCCCUGUGAAGUAAUGCCCAUCUCUGUGACUGAUGACUGCAGAGGAAAUACAGUGAGGAGGGUGACAGUUCAAACCUGCGAACAGGAGAAUAAUGACCAGCUGGACUGCCGUUACUUUGGUGAGCUCCUUGCUGAACUGAACCGCAAGACCAACGACCUGUACAGUUGUUUACUACAGCAUGUGGAAAAGAUUGGAGGAAGGAACCAUGAGAUCGAAUUUACCAGUCAGACUGAAGAUAUUGAAGAAUUAAUUCCCAAAGGACUGUCUGAGGCAACAAAGCAGCAGAUUCGUUAUCUCCUCCAGAUGAGAGUGACAUCAGAUAAAUCUUUGAGACUUGUGCUUUCCACUUUCAAAAACUUACGUGAAGAGCUCUGCCAUUUACAGGAUGACCUGGGGAAGCUAGAAACUGACAAUGUCUUACUUAAGAAGGAUUUGGCUUUUAAAGAAUCUCAAGUAAAAGAAUAUGAAACUAUGUUGUCUUCUCUGAGAGAGAAUAAUCGUCAGCAGCAGCAAGGACUCAGAGAUAGUACUGCCAGGUGUCGGUCUCUGGAAGAACAGCUUCUUUCUCUUCAACUCAAUGAAGGAGAAAAGGACUGUCAGUUAAAGGAACUGGAAUACUCCAAGCGUGCCUUGGACCAAGAGAUUCAGAGUCUUAAGCUACAGAUCUGCUCCAGUCCAACAGUUCAGACUACCACAGAUGAACUCUCCAGCCGUUAUGUGGAGAUGAUCAAUAACUUGAGAGAGGAUAAAGACCGUGAGAUCCGCAGCCUUAGGUCUCAGUUGUGCCAAUUCCAGCAAGAUAUAUCAAGGCAAGAAGGGAACAACAGUGACUUGCAAAUAAAGCUUCAUGAACUGACAGCAAUGCUGGAGGAGAAAGAUGUUUGUAUUAAACAACAGCAAGAGGAACUCUUCAGACUCAAGCAUGAGAGAGUAUCAAGCAGUCAGUCUCCUGGUGUAACAGCUAUCAUCACGAAGAAGUACAGGAAUCAGUAUCCUAUCCUGGGUCUUUUGUCUGAUGACUACAAGGUUACAUCACCCGUCAACAAAUCACAAACUAUUGUAAUUGAGAGGACCGGAGAGAUAUGGAAACAUAUUAAGCACCACGUUCCUGAAACUUACACAGAGACAGAGCAGUGACUAAUCCAGGAAACACAGAAGAGUGGUGACUUCUUUUUAAAGAGUGACCUAAACUUACAGAAGGUGGGACUGCAGAAGCUGUUUAUGUUACAGGGCACAGGAUAGUAUCAAAUCUGAACACAAGGUGAAGACUUGAGAAAAAUCAGCACAGCCAGCUCACAGCCAGUACAGAAAUGUAAGAAUAGCUUUCUGGGGGACACAACCAAGAAAAGGCAACUGAAGGCAACAGGAGCAGCCUGAGUAGGCUGAAAGUAAAGCAUCUGGCAAACAACGAAUUAACAGAGUAAUAAAGAAAUAACAGUAAUAAGAAGCUACAAUCUCUUCCUAGCUUACUUGAAAAGUUAGUCAUUGUUUCCAUUUUUAUAAUGGAAAAUAUGAGUGCAUGCUGCAUUUAAAGAGAUCAAUAUCACUGAAUAAAUAAGAACUAUUAACUGGUUACAUUUUAAGUUUCCCAAGGUCUUUAUUACAUGUGCAAGUUUCAGCUGAAACAAAAUGACUUUGUCACAAGAUAAACUUGAUAAAUCCAGUUUAAGAAGUGCCAAUUUUCUCCAAGCUUGAGAAAUAUUUUUUCUGCAUUUAUGUUCUGUCAACCAAAUCUUUCUAUCUGCAUUCAUUACCGAAUAGCGAUGCUGACUGAUAGGUAUCUGAACAGCGUACUGAAAGUAGCAGGUAUGUGACAGUGCCUUUCAAGUAAUGAGUAUUUAUCAUGCUGACUCUUUUAGUAUGCUCAAGUAGAAGUACUUCACUUCAAUCUUAGUUACAUUAGAGAAAAAUUCUCAGGUAGAAACUCUGUGAUGUCUGCUAUUUAGGUGUCUGAUAACUUCCUGUGCUUGCUGGUAUUCAUAAAUAUAACAACAGCUCCUCCCAAUAUUGUCUAUUCUUGUGAUUCCUGAAGACAGUGAAUGAUGCCAGUUCUGGCCUGUGCCACUUCCUGGACAGAACUGUCUGCAGCUUAGUGAUAUGACUUCGACCACUCCACAGCUAGCUGCUGUAAGAGCUGACACGCAUUGCACUUGUGAAGGGGAAGGCUCAGACACUUAGAGAAAAUAAGUAUACUGUUAACUGAAGCAUUCUUUGUGCAGCAGACAGUUCAGUGAGUAUCCAUAUUAGCUUGUAACAGGCUGCUUGUUUCUUUGCUUUCAGGAAUGAAAGAAAUCCCUCAGCCAUCCAAACUGGUUAAAGGAGUCUACAAGAAAUACCUAAAAUUGCUUUCUUUUCUGCUUUUUUUUUUUUUUUUUUUGCCUCAGUAGAAGGUUUGGUCUGAUAAUGAGAGAAAGGCCAGGAAAGAAAUUAAGAACAUGAAAGCAUGAAGGCAAUGCAAGACCAGUGUCUUGUCCUCAUUGUAACAAACUGAGGUACCUGUGUCUGUGACUUGCUGCUAACAUCUGUGCACAAAUGUUACUUGUACUGUUUCAUGCACUUACUUUUCUCUCAGAAGAGAAUGGCAUGCCAUGCUGGUGAGGACUUCAGUUUCUCCUGACGUGCCUACCAUCUGUUCUUCAGUCACUCUUUCAGCAAUCUAAAAGACAAAAGUAGGAACUCUGAAACAUUUUUGUUUUCUCUUGAUAGCAUUAUCCGUGUUUUUUCUCUCCUAUCUGCUUGUGAUUGAGAUGUGAGAGUGAUACAAAUCUAAGUCUCACACACACACACGGAAUGGCUGGUUUCAGUACAGACAGAAUCACAAAUUGUCACUUCAUCUACUGCAGCCUGUUCAAGAUGAAGUAAAAACUGUCAUGGGGAAUGUUACUUAUGUUACAUCUGCCUGUCCAAAACUCAGCUGCAAAGGAAAAUGACUUCAUUUGUUCCAGAUAUACAAAACAUAGCAAUUGAAUUAGGAGAUGACUUGAUUUGGGCUGAUGCCAAUUCUGAAGAAUGUCACUGACAUCAGAAUUAACAUAUUUCAGGUACACCACUAUAAGCCCCCAAACCAGCCACAACUAUUUAUUUUGCUGUGUUUGAAAACAUCAAGAUUUCAUUAUAUUUUUAUACAGAAAAACUUAGCUAAUAGAGUAUAUUUUAUUAUCAGACCGACCUGUUAUUUACAGUUUUUUGCUCCAUGCAAGACUAUAGGAAUUCUCUCAGCUGAUUUGGUACAAAUAAUUAAACUGCUUUGGUAUAAAUAUGUAGCUGUCUUAACCAACACAAUGUGUUAGGUGAGCGGGAGAAGUACUAAAAGAAAAUCAUAGAAAAAAGCUUUAUGCAGUCAGAAGGUGCUAGCUGUGUAUCACAGGGUUCUUGCUUUGCUCUUUUUCAUGGAAUCAUAGAAUGUUUCUGCAGACACACACAUACUUCUGUCGCAGCAUAGACACUGUUUAAUGGUGAAAGAACCCUGUUGGCAAUAUAUGUUAAAUAAAUACAACUUUCUGAAUCAUGA